AUGGCUAUUGCUGUGUGGGGAAUGCACUUUACUGCAUAUGCUGGAACCCAUUAUUAUGACACUGGAAAACUUGUCAAAGAUAAAUUUUUCAUAAAUGAUAAUAUAUUUAUUGGAAAAACAGAACUUUUUGAGCGAAAAAUUGCUUUAGGUGCCGCUAUAUAUAAUGAAGAAGGAAUGGUAUUGGUUUCAGUUGAAGGGUUAUUACCCUUGGUAAAAAUCGGUGACAAUGAAGAUGAUGAGAUAAAAGUACAAAACAAACGCAAAACUUCUCGUUCUACAAUGUUUAUUGAAUCCUUUAUGUUAAAUGCUCGACAACUUGCCGAUUCUCUAAACAUUCCUUUUGCUGAAUCUGGUGUAUUAUACGAUCAAAUCCUUUUCACCGGUUAUGAAUCAUCAUCAACUGAAAAACAUUUGGCUCUUGAGAAAAUAAAUCUCAACGAUGUACAUGCUACGUCAACUUCGUCUACAUUUUCUUCAUUGUGUGAUGGCUCUCAACAACAGACAAUAACAUCUCAACAAUACAAAGGUCAAAUAUUGUUCAUUGUAAAACAAAUUAAACCUUCUGACAAUAUUGUUAAAUAUUCAAAUAACAACGCCGAAUGUCCAUAUCGUAAUAAAAAUAGAGAUAAAGGGAUUAUUGAAAACUUUCAAAAAUUAGGCUUUAGAUUCGCUAAUCCUAGAUUAAUAGCUCCAAUAAUGGCUCAAAAAGUUGGUAUUUCUGUAAGACAAAUGCAGAAUUAUUUAGAAAAGAUGUUUCAAUAUUCGAAUUCGGGAUUAAAACCUUUCUUAGAAGCUGAUAGCGUUUAUGCUGGAUUAUUUGUUACAAGAAAUGAAAAAUUUUAUGGUGAUCGUGAUCUAGAUUCUAUUGGGAAUGGUCUUGAAAUAUUAGUAAUGGAAAAUUGUCGGCAUCAAAUUCCGGUUUCUAAAUUACCUACAAUUAAAACUCUCGGAAAGAUAGAAAUGGAUCAUAUAAAAUCAAAAGAAGGAAUCCAUCUGAGCGAUUUAAUUUUACAACUUAGAACCUCAUUUCUUGGUGCAAUUUCAAAUUUAGAUUUAAGACGAGCUUCUAGAAAUUAUCUUAAAUUCAGCAAAAGUUAUUUUAGACAAAAUUCAAUCGACCAUUUAAAAGACGAUGUUGAUUCUUUAAAAUUAACUGCUCAACAAAAUGAAAUGUUGGAAGGAUUUAGAUAUGAAUUAAUGCAAUCCUUGCAUAGGCUAACUCAUAUUGUUAGUGAAGAGCAACUAUAUUCUAAUGCUAAACUAGUACCUAAAAUUUUUGAUAUACUGAUACCGACAACUUCCUCUGAUUCUAUAAUAUCUCAAUCAUCAGAUCCCAAUAUAAUAUAUUCAAAUGAAUCAUCAGACCCUGAUAUAAUACCUCUAACAGAGAUCAAUGUUACAACAAGUGAAGUUUGUUUCUUACCUUUUGGAAUGUUUGAAGCUUAUCAAAACGUUCUAUAUUAUGAUUCAAAAAAAUUUGGCAAGUGUAUGCAAGAUCCAGAUGAAAAUCAAAAUAAGGGAAAAAAAGAAAAAAGGACUAUUAAUAAUGAUGAUACAAGUGAUAAUAAGAUAUUAGGUGAAAGAAUUGAGAAUAAUAAGAUAGAGAUUGUUGUGGAAAAUAAACCGACACAUGAAGAUUUCUGGACUUAUAAAAAUUUUUUAAGUUUAUUACAAUCAAGAUUAACAAAAGAUAUUCGACAAAAUGAUCAUACACGGCCUAUAGAUGAGAAACG
This is a messenger RNA of Racocetra fulgida, 1733 nucleotides long. NCBI's taxonomy places the organism in Eukaryota, Fungi, Glomeromycota, Glomeromycetes, Diversisporales, Gigasporaceae. The record is from the annotation of a GenBank genome assembly.